AUGUCCAAUUUAGUCAGUGGAUUCGAAGGAACCAGCGCUCCUCCCCAAUACUGUUUGAUUUGCUGUGAAGUGGCAGAUGGCCAUCAUUUUGGAGCACCGGCGUGCAGAGCCUGCGCCGCAUUUUUCCGUCGUACUGUCCAAUUGAACAAGAUCCACGAGUGUCCCAAAAACAAUCAAUGUUUUAUUCUAUCAAACGUUCGCAACAUGUGUCGCUCGUGUCGCUAUGAGAAAUGCAUUGAUGUUGGAAUGAAGCGAUCAGCUGUCCAACAAAAGCGUGAUCAACUGGGAAAACGAGAUGGGUUACGAAGUGUGUCAGAGAGUUAUUCGAGUCGAGGAGAUCAGGUUUUGGAUACGAUGAGAAGAGCGUAUGAGCAAUUGUUGGUGGUCAGAAAGGAAGUUCAUAAAAGGACAGAGAAUCAACCCUCCCGUCCAAUAUGCUUCAGUGAGCUUCAAAAUGUGUAUCUCAAAGAAAUGACAAUCGUUUAUCGAUUUCUUUGCGAAGCGUUUCCAGAGUAUUCGGAAUUCUUUCCGGAUACAAAACGAUCUCUUUUUAAGAAUUUCUUCUUGCCAUUCACACUUUUGGAGAACUCUUUCAAUGGGCAUACGUCGAACAAGCAAGACGUAAUGCUAAUCCCUUCCGGCGACUACAUCGAUUUGGAACAUCUCGAAUCCUACUUCACCUCCAACCAUCAAAAAUUCUCGCAAAAAGAGACAAUUUCAAUGUUCGCGCAACAAUUCAAAGUGCUCAGAACCUGUAUCACUCAUCCAUUGCAUUCUGAAAAUGUGGAUAUUUAUGAGUUUCUUGCUCUUUCCGCCAUCAUUUUAUGGGAAUCUGAUCUUGAAGCAGACGUCGAUCGACAGAAUGCUCAAGAGGAAGCGUUUCAGAUGAGGAAUGCCGUGAUUCGCGAUUUGCUAUUCUAUUAUCAAUCGAUGAAUGUUUAUGAUGAUGUCGCAUUGCGCCUGGGAACGAUUUUGUCCAUUUUGCCAUCUAUUCAGUCGCAUAAAAACAAUGAAAAAAUUUCUCGAUUUUCCGAUGAAUUUCAUCGAUUAAUACGAGCCUCUCACCGCUUCCACGAGUACAUGGAAAUCAAGAAUCUGCUCAAUUUGUACGCUCUACCUCAAAACCUCUACGAUAUGUUCUCCCCUGUAUCUUGA
This is a messenger RNA of Caenorhabditis briggsae, 1155 nucleotides long. RefSeq names its product Protein CBR-NHR-53 (gene Cbr-nhr-53). NCBI's taxonomy places the organism in Eukaryota, Metazoa, Nematoda, Chromadorea, Rhabditida, Rhabditidae. Gene Ontology annotation, molecular function: DNA-binding transcription factor activity; zinc ion binding; sequence-specific DNA binding. Gene Ontology annotation, cellular component: nucleus. Gene Ontology annotation, biological process: regulation of transcription by RNA polymerase II. The coding region runs from base 1 to 1155 and encodes 384 amino acids. The record is from RefSeq and is a predicted model, not a curated record. The transcript has 8 exons.